Molecule: messenger RNA, 4447 nt
Organism: Apis dorsata (giant honeybee)
Lineage: Eukaryota; Metazoa; Arthropoda; Insecta; Hymenoptera; Apidae
Gene: Appl
Product: amyloid-beta-like protein
Exons: 12
Coding region: 200-2032 (610 amino acids)
Biological process (GO): axonogenesis; central nervous system development
Cellular component (GO): membrane; neuron projection; neuronal cell body
Molecular function (GO): transition metal ion binding
Source: RefSeq, a predicted model, not a curated record
UACCAUCUUAGAAACAUGAUAAUACACGAGAGAGCAAUCCCAGAGCGGAGUCACUCUGAUUUGCAGUUUCUGCCGUAUUGAUUCCUUCGGGUUGUGUCGAGUGCCAAGCGUUAAGGGGUUGAGUAGACAACUAUGGAUCUAUAACGUGCGACGCGAUUUCUCUCUCUCUCUCCUCCACGAUAAAUAUAGGCGUGUCCACAUGGACUUGAUUUUUUUUUUUUCCCCUCGACCUUUUAUUCUCACGUAUCGACACGUUUUUUUUUCCCUCUCUCUCUCGUUUGUUGCAGAGGGGCCGUUCCAAAGCGACGCUUUGCUCGUUCCGGAAGGCUGCCUGUUCGACCACCUUCACAAUCAGACGAAAUGCUGGGAAUCUCACAGGUGGAACGCGACCGCAGCAGACACCUGCAGAGAGAGGAAUAUGAAUCUGAGGAGCUUUGCAAUGCUGUUGCCCUGCGGAAUAUCCUUGUUCUCCGGCGUCGAAUUCGUGUGCUGUCCGAAACACCUCAAAGAAAAUUUGAAAGCCAAAAAACCGAUCGACUUGCCGAUUCCAAAGGGUGUGGACGAAGAUCUCGACGAAGAUGAAGAUGACCUUGAAGACGAUGAUGGCUUGGACACUGAUGCAGAUGAUGAAGAUGAUUCUGAAGCUGAUCCCGAAGAUGGACUCAAUGAUCAACCUGAUGAUGAUGAAAGUGACGAGGAAUAUCUCAAUGAUGAUUACAAUUACGACACUACAACAAGUCGAUUAUCAACAACAGUUUCAACUACGGAAAAACCGAAACAAGACGUAACUGCAAUGCCAUUGCCAGUUAGUACGAGCACACAACAAUCUUCGCAAUCACAGAGCACACCGGAUCCAUAUCUAACUCAUUUCGAUCCUCGUUCUGAGCACCAGAGCUACAAGCAAGCACAAAUGAGGCUCGAAGAGGUGCACAAGGAGAAAGUAACAAAAGUGAUGAAGGACUGGAGUGAUCUCGAGGAAAAGUAUCAGGAUAUUCGUGCCCACGACCCAGUUGCUGCUGAUGCUUUCAAACGAUGGAUGACCGCGCGAUUCCAGGAAACUGUUGCUGCUCUAGAAGAGAGCGGUGCCGCGGAGAAGCAUCAAUUAAGCGCUAUGCAUCAGCAAAGAGUACAAGAAGCUGUUAAACAAAGGAACGAAGAAGCGAUGUCAUGUUAUACAGCUGCUUUGAACGAGACACCACCAAAUAUGCAUCGCAUUCAAAAAUGUCUCCAAAAGUUGCUUCGUGCUCUUCACAAAGAUAGGCACCAUACUAUUGCUCAUUACAAACAUCUGCUGGACAGCAGUUUGGAACAAGCUCAACGUGAAAAACCAGCAACUUUGGAGCACUUGGCGGAAAUCGAUAGAAUCACCAAUCAGAGCCUGUUGAUGUUAGAACGGUAUCCUGAUUUAAGCGCAAAAAUUGGCCGCCUUAUGGAUGAUUACGUUUUGGCCCUCAGGAGCAAAGAUGAGACUCCUGGACUGCUGUUAGCGAUGACACGAGAAGCGGAAGCAGCCAUUUUAGAUAAAUAUCAGGCCGACGUUACCAGUAAGCAACAAGAAAAAGAACAUCAAAAACAACUGGAACGAGCACGCAAGGAGCAACGCAAAGCUGAACGUGGUGAAUUACGUACAGAACAAGCACAACAAGAAGAAAGCGACUCGAUAAAUGAUAAUAAAGAUAUUCAACAACAACCAGAGCAACCGGCAGCUAUGCACAGUGAAGGACUUGUUAGGGCAGCUCAUAGUUUGACACAUGACAUUUCCCAUUCUGAACCGGGUUAUUCUGUAAGAAGGGAGAUGUAUCACAGAGAAAGUCGAUCUGUCUACUUUACACUUGCAUUUGCUGGAAUUGCACUUAUGGCUGCAGCAGUGGUAGGUGUAGCAGUAUUCAAAAGACGCAGUGCAAGAAGCCCUCAUAGUCAGGGAUUUAUUGAAGUUGAUCAAGCGGCCACACCAGAGGAGCGGCAUGUUGCAAAUAUGCAAAUCAAUGGAUAUGAAAAUCCUACAUAUAAAUAUUUCGAGAUCAAAGAAUAAUUUAAUCACCUCGGUCUACAAGAGAUUUUAUUUGAAAUUGAUCUUUAAUUGUCCGUUCUCGCGUAUGUUCUUCAAGAAUCUCAUAGUAUUUUGUUAGUGUAAGAUAUUCAGGUUCGAGGUUCUUCCGAAGAUUCCGAAAAUAUAUAAAAUCUAUGUCUUAGUGAUAUAUGGAAUAAAAUCUGUCCAUAGACGAAUAGGUAUUGCGAUACGAUAUCAUUAUGUGUCACGUCUCUUUAUAAUAACUCGCGACGUUAUACGAAACAUAACGAUUUAUGAAUAUAUAUAAAGCAAUUUUCAUAUAACAUCUAGUAGAUAGAAAUGUUAUGAGUCGAUUAUACACUCGUAUCAGAAUUAUCUACAAGACAAUUCGAAAGGGAAACAACAUGCCAAUGUGCCAUAUGGGAAGGGCGUAAUGUUGUCUUCGGAAGUAUCUCAUACACGUUGUUUUCGUUUGUCAUACAUGUUAUUAACAAAAUAAAUAAACAAAUAAACACAGGAAGGAGCGCUCAUAAACAAAUCUAAAGAAAAAAAAAAAAAAAAAAAGAAUCAUCACUCAUUAAUGUUAUACGCGAUAUCCUUCAAUUAGAAGGCUGUGGACUAUGAUCAAUUACGGACAUUGUUUUUUCAGCAAUAGGAAAUGCGUGUGCGUUAGAAGAAACGUAUCUCGUGAUGACGCAUUCAUAAUAUGCGUGCUGUUGCGCUCUUUGCUGUAUAUUUCUAAGUUCUGAUAUUUUUCGAGAUAGUAAAUGGCAAUAAAAAGUAAAUGCAGCUUAAAUAAUACAAUGAAAAUAAGAAAAAAAUGUUAGCAGCGGUAGCGGCUUACACAGCAUAAAAAUAUAAUCCGAUUUAAAAAAAAAAAAAAACAUGAUAAGCAUAUUACAUAGCACUAUGCAAAAGUGUAUGCUCUACGAUACUCUUAAAAUAUCAGAACGGCGAUCAAUGCACGUUCACCUUCGUGAUUGCAGCUGUUUUUUCAUCUCCGUUCGAUUCCCACUGCCUGAUUUUUUCAGCGACCUUUUCAGUACUUAACGUCUACUUAGAUUAUACAACUUUAUACUUAUAAGAAAUUGAAUCAUGAACGUAUCUAAAGUUAUUAUGAGAAGCAAGAUAUUUUAUCAUUCCAUAACAAAUGUCCACUAUCUUAUCGAGGUGCUGCCCGAAUGUAUGCACGGAAAAUAUUCGGUAGCUUUGUUCGAUUCGGCCGAGUUAUCGUCGUGUUUCUUAAUCGAAAACGGACGAAUCGAAAGAAUCACGUCGAGGUUGCCGAAUAAGAGGAACAGUUCAACACAGGAGUUUUUUUGAGUGGCAUUAGUACCUCAGAUUUAGGUCGAAUAAGUGGCGAAUGUUAAAAGCAAGCGUGUUUCUGUCUUUUUUUUUUAUUUCACCAAUUUUUUUUUUCUCUCAAAAGAUGGUUCAUACAAUAACUAUCUUAGGAUUAUUAAUUAUAUAUGAUGACGAUAAUAUAUUACACGUUUAAUGCUUAUAUAUUUGUAUAUGGUCAAAAGAUAGUAGGCUGCGCUUUAGCCAGGGUCGCGUGGGAAAGCAUAGCUUUCGUUUGUUUUAAUAAAUAUUGCACGUUUUUUUAUUUAUAUUAUAUUUCUUUGUAUCAAUAAAUUAAUUAUAUUAAUACACACACAUAUAUAUAUAUAUACAUAUAUCAAUUUGAUAAGUGUUUAUAUAAUUAUAACAAAGAGUAACAAUAAUUUUAGUCGCGCAAGUGUUAUGUUAUUAACGAUGGUUUAAGAUGUUUUUAUUUAGAUACUAUUUAUAUCAAAAAAUUAUAUUUUCCUUCUCACUUUUUUUUUAUUACAAUAAAAUUAUUUGUUUUAUUAUGUUAAUUUCGCUAAAAUAAAUUAAACGGAUGCGCAAACCGAGGACGUUGAACAAUAAUCCUUGGAUUCCUAAGCGCACGUGAAGCAGCUGCCUUCCUAUUUAGCGAGCAUAGUAGACUGUCUCACGCAACUCCGGUGGAAGAACGAGCCAACGAAAAAAAUAUAUACACAGGCACACACAUUCGCGCAUCGCUGAGUGUUAAAAAUAUUAUUUUAGAUAUAUUAAAAUGAUAGCAAUUAACCAUAUGUCUAUGGAGAUACAACAAAAGCAUAGCAUCAAUGCGUUAAUAAUAAUAUAAAUAUCUAUAUAUAUAUAUAUAUAUAAAUAUAUAUGUUCAUGUGUGUAUGUGUGUGUGUGUGUGUGUAAUAUAUGAACAAUAUAUAUACAUAGAUAUAUAUAUACAUAUGCAUAUACAUGUACACCUAUCAAAUUAACUAUACAUUAUGUACCUAUAGCAUAUAGUCGUUAAAUGACAAAAAAAAAAACAUUGACACGUCGCGUAAUAAAAAAAAUUUGACUUGAUACGGAUUCACAGAUGUUGAUGAAGAAAACAUGUUGUUGUCUCUAGAAAAAGAAAAAAAA